This is a messenger RNA of Candidozyma pseudohaemuli, 5169 nucleotides long. RefSeq lists its product as uncharacterized. The coding region runs from base 1 to 5169 and encodes 1722 amino acids. Lineage: Eukaryota; Fungi; Ascomycota; Pichiomycetes; Serinales; Metschnikowiaceae. Gene Ontology annotation, cellular component: plasma membrane. The transcript has 2 exons. Gene Ontology annotation, molecular function: ATP hydrolysis activity; ATP binding; ABC-type xenobiotic transporter activity. Gene Ontology annotation, biological process: transmembrane transport. The record is from RefSeq and is a predicted model, not a curated record.
AUGGUCGAAUUGGAGAAAGGCAGCGAGCCCGAGCUCCAGCAUCGACUCCUAACUCCCCUCCUCCUGAAGAAGGUCCCGCCAGUCCCUCGCGAUGAAGACAGACCGUACCACCCCAAGUGGCGAAACCCAUUCAGCUUCCUCUUCUUCACCUGGUUGACCCCGGUUUUGCUUGUGGGGUACAAGCGGACGUUGCUUCCGGAGGAUAUGUUUAAGCUUCAUGAAGGCAUUACCGCUGAGCAUCUAGCCGAGAAGUUCCAGAGGAUCUUUGACCGCCGGUUGGCUCAAGACAAGGAAAGACACUUGAAAGAGAAGGCUAAGGCCAGAGGAGAGACGUUGGAAACGUCCUCUGUUGAAUCCGUUGACGACAUGGCCGACUACGAGUUGUCCAAGUCGCUCUGCUUCCUCACCCUUUACGAGACGUUUGCUCGCCAAUACUCCUUGGCGUUGGUGUUUGCUACGCUAGGCUUGUCAUGCUCCACGUGUAUUCCGCUUUUGUCCAGGAAGUUGAUCAAUUUCGUUCUGGAGAAGGCCUACGGUUUCAAUUUGAACAUGGGCACCGGUGUCGGCUACGCCAUCGGUGUUGCCAUUUUGAUUUUCACAGGUGACGUCCUCAUCAACCAGGGUGUUUACCUCUCCAUGAUCACGGGUGCCCAAAUCAGGGCCGUGUUUACAAAACUUUUGUUAGACAAGUCCUUCAAACUCAAUGCAAAGUCAAGAAAGCAGUUCCCUGCUUCCAAGAUCACUGCCAUCAUGAGUACUGACGUCUCUCGUGUUGACUUGGGUACAGGCUUCUCCAUCUAUGGCUUUGUGUUUGUGUUCCCCGUGGGUAUUUCCAUCGGCAUUCUUAUUUAUAAUAUCAAGGCUCCCGCCAUGGUCGGUGUGGGUCUCAUGAUUGCAUUCUUAUUCGUGGCAGGUAUCUUGGGUGCCAUGCUUUUCAGCUUUAGAAAGACUGCUCAAAAGUCUACCGACGCCAGAGUCAGCUACAUGAAGGAGGUCUUGAACAACUUGAAGAUGAUCAAAUUUUAUUCCUGGGAGAAACCAUACUAUAGCCUCAUCUCGAAAAUCAGACGCAGAGAGAUGGCGUACCUUCUUCGAAUGGAGAUCACCAGAAUGAUUAUCAUUACCUUGGCCUCGUCGUUGACCUUGAUCAGUUCCUUGGCUUCUUUCCUCACCCUUUACGCAAUUGCUUCCCCCAGCUCAAGAAAUCCUGCUGAUAUUUUCUCGUCCGUUGCACUUUUUAACAUGUUGGCCGGCCAAUUUGUGGUUCUCCCGCUUUCUAUUGCCGGAAGUACCGACGCCUUUCUCGGUAUGAAUAGAGUGGCUGCUGUCUUGGCUGCCGACGAAAUUGACCCCAAAGACUCCGUUCGCCUUAUAACUGAUGAUGAGAGAACCGCCAUGCAAGAAAACAAGCUUGCUGUUUCUGUUCGUGACUGUGACUUUGAAUGGGAAAUCUUUGAUCUCAAAGAGGAGAAGACUGAGGACCAGACCAAAGACAACGAAGAGUUGAAGAAGGAGAAGAAAGAGUUGAAGAAAAAGAAAAAGGAAGAGAAGAAGGCUCAAAAGGCAUCCAAGACCAACUCUCCUUCGCCCGAGGUAGAUGAGAAGACUGGUGAGGUUUCUUCUUUCAAGCUCAACAACAUUAACCUUGAUGUGAAGGAUGGCGAGUUUGUUGUGAUCACUGGUUCCAUCGGUUCUGGUAAAUCCUCCUUGCUACAUGCCCUUGAUGGUACAAUGAAGAAAAACUCCGGAAAGUUGCUUCUCAAUGGAUCCCUCUUGAUGUGCGGAGUCCCCUGGAUUCAAAACAAUACGUUGCGGGAGAACAUCUUGUUUGGCUUGCCUUACGAUGAAUCCUGGUACAAUAAGGUAGUUGAGGCUUGCUCCUUGAACAGUGAUUUUGAUAUACUUCCUGCUGGUGACCGUACUGAAAUUGGAGAGCGUGGUAUUACACUUUCAGGUGGUCAAAAGGCUCGUGUUUGUUUGGCAAGAACUGUUUACGCAGACAGCUCGAUUAUUCUUCUCGAUGAUGUCUUGAGUGCCGUCGAUGCUAAAGUCGGUAAGCACAUCAUGAAUGAAUGUAUCUUGGGUCUUUUGAAAAAUAAAACCAGAAUUUUGGCCACACAUCAGCUCUCGCUCAUCAGUGAGGCCGAGUCAGUUGUCUUCUUGAAUGGUGAUGGGAGUAUAUCUCGUGGAUCAUUCGAAGAGCUCAAGCGUUCCAACCCUGCUUUCAAUACACUUAUGGAACACAGCCGCAAAAAUGAAGAUAGCGAUGACGAAGAAGAGGACUUGAAGGGAGCACCCGAUGAAAAGGAGCUCAUCAACAGGCAGCUCACAAGACAAACCACCACUCAAAUCAGUGACGAUUCCAAGGAAAGCGGACUUCCCGAAGCUGACGGAAAAUUGAUUGGCGAGGAAGAAAGAUCCAUCAAUGCAAUCGGUUGGGACGUUUACGGAAGAUACAUUUUGACCGGUGUCGAUGGGUUCAAGCUUAAUUGGCCAGUCUAUUUAGUCUUUGGCGCCACUGUUUUCACCACGUUCCUUACUUUAUUCACCAAUAACUGGUUGUCCUUCUGGAUCCAGAUGAAGUGGGACUACUCUGACGGUUACUAUAUCGGCUUGUACGCCAUGUUCACUGCACUUGCUGUGAUGUUCAUGAUCUCUCAGUUCUGUGGUGUGAUUUACAUCUUAAACAGAGCCUCGAGAAUUUUGAAUAUUAAAGCUUUGGAAAGAAUUCUUCAUGUGCCAAUGUCUUUCAUGGACACCACGCCUAUGGGAAGAGUGAUCAACAGAUUCACAAAAGAUACGGAUACCUUGGAUAACGAGAUCGGUGACCGUGUUUCUAUGGUUGUCUACUUCCUUUCUGAUAUUGUCGGUAUCAUCAUCUUGUGUAUCAUCUACAUGCCUUGGUUUGCCAUCGCAGUGCCUUUCAUCAUCGGCUUCUUCAUUAUCUUGGCUACAUUCUACCAGGCUUCAGGUAGAGAGGUGAAGAGACUUGAAGCUAUUCAGAGAUCGCACGUCUACAAUAACUUCAACGAGUCCUUGACGGGUAUGCCCACAAUCAAGGCAUUCAAGCUGAUUGGAAGAUUCUUGGAGAAGAAUGUGAAAACCAUCAAUAGGAUGAAUGAGGCUUACUACAUCACAGUGGCUAAUCAGAGAUGGCUUGAUGUUCACUUGUCCAUGUUGGCUUCGCUGUUUGCCUUCUUAAUUGCAAUGCUCUGUGUUUUCCGUGUGUUUGAUAUCAAUGCUGCCUCGGUCGGUUUGUUGUUGUCUUAUGUUCUCCAGAUUUCGUCUACAGUUUCCAUGUUGGUUGUUGUGUUCACCCAAGUCGAGCAGGAUAUGAACUCGGCGGAGAGAGUUAUCGAGUACGUCUACAAGAUUCCACAGGAGAAAGCUUAUGAGAUUUCAGAGACCAAGCCUGCUCCCGAAUGGCCAGCUCAGGGUGAGAUCAAGUUCAUUAAUGUUGGGUUCGCCUAUAGAGAAGGUUUGCCGCUCACAUUGAAGAAUUUCAACGCUGAUAUCAAGCCUCACGAAAAGAUUGGUAUUUGUGGCAGAACUGGUGCUGGUAAGUCUUCCAUUAUGGUUGCCCUUUUCAGAAUUGCAGAGUUGAGCGCAGGCUCCAUUGUGAUAGAUGGUGUUGACAUCAGUAAGCUUGGAUUGCACGACUUGAGAUCUAGGCUUUCGAUUAUUCCACAAGAUCCUGUUUUGUUCAAAGGAACCAUCAGAAAGAAUUUGGACCCAUUCGGAACUAAAACAGACGACGAGUUGUGGGACACUUUGAGAAGAGCCGAUAUCAUUCCUGCUGAGACUCUAGAAGAAGUCAAGGCACAGAAGCCUGGCGAUGAUGAUAUCAACAAGUUCCAUCUAGAUGGCGAAGUUGACGACGAGGGUGAGAACUUCUCGCUCGGUGAGAGGCAAUUGGUUGCUUUUGCAAGAGCUUUGGUCAGAAACACCAAGAUUCUUGUUCUUGACGAGGCCACUUCGAGUGUUGACUACGCUACCGACAACAAGUUGCAAAAGGCCAUCGCCAGAGAGUUCAGCGGGUGCACCAUUCUCUGUAUUGCGCACCGUCUUAAGACGAUUUUAAACUACGACCGUAUCAUGGUCAUGGACCAGGGUUCCAUCAGCGAGUUUGACACUCCAACCAAUCUUUUCAACUCGACCAGCUCGCUUUUCAGACAGAUGUGUGACAAGUCUGGCAUUUCCCAGUUUGACUUCGAAGACUGGUUUUUACCGCUUACCCAGGUUUUCGGAGGCUGCUGUUGCAAUGUGUAUCUGUUUGAAGAGCUUACACGUGAUGAACGGCUUUUCCUGCUAGCGCCCAAUUUGGGAACCACGGUGACUCUAUGCCAGUUUAUCUUGGUUCUGAUAGUGAGUCUUCCGAGUCAACUUGAUGGGUUUUCGUUCAAAAAGACACACAUCCCGCUUCCGAAGCUUCUAUUCCUCGUGGCAUUGUACUUUAUUGUUUCUGUGCUAAACAACCUGGCUUGGCGCUUUGGCAUCUCGGUUCCUUUACAUAUUGUGUUCAGAUCAAGCAGUACCGUUUGUUCCAUGAUCGUGGGCUACAUAGUGGGCGAUAAGAGGUACCUGAAACACCAGGUGGUGCUGUGCAUCUUGAUGACGUUGGGGACAUUUCUUGUGAUUUCCCAGGGGCUGCUGGGUGGCGGUUCUGUGUCCUUCAAUUACCUCUUUCUAUGCGGUAUAGUGGUCUUGACCUUCGCGUCUUUGCUAGGUGCAUACAUGGGCAUCUACACGGAAGGGUUGUACAAAACCUACGGCGCCCAUUGGCAGGAAACACUUUUUUACACUCACUUUUUGGCCUUGCCGAUGUUCUUGGUUUUCAGCCCUGCCCUCGUUGCUGACCUCAAGGUCCUCUGGAACUCUGAGGUCUACUAUGGAGUGCCGCGCAGUGUGGCCUUUUUGGGGCUCAAUGCCGUGACCCAGGUCGUCUGUGCGCUGGGAGUGAACCGUCUUGCUGGCGUAGCGUCGUCAUUGACUGUCGCUGUGAUUUUACUUACGAGGAAAUUCGCCAGUUUAGCCAUCAGUGCAUAUAUAUACGGGCUGUCUUUCUCGACACAGGGCUUGCUCGGCUCGCUUUUGAUUGUAUUGUCCACCGUUUACUACACCGUGGCCUCUAUCAAAGCAAAAACACAAAACAAGCAAAAAUCAGACUAA